AUGAAGGUCACUCCGCUUGUGUUGGCGGUACUGGCAAAGGCCAUUGAGGCAGCCCCUCAACCUGUCGUUGCCUCGUCAGGUGUUGGUGCUACCACGUCUGACGUCUACCCUCCAGCAUCCACAUCGGUCGACCCCUCUCAGUUCCCGCCUGAGUCAGUGGUGCAAUUCCCCGGCCCAACAGUGACAGGUCUCGAGCCAGCUGCUGCCCAGACCGCUCCCUUGUACCCGUACAACACUCAAGGGGCUGCCGCCUUUCCUCUGGUUGCUGCUCAGCCUCAGGGAUCCAACUCGAGCUCCAAAGUCGACAUCACUCGCUUCUGGGGUAACCUGUCGCCCUGGUACUCACUGUCGUCUGCCGACUACGGCUUGCCCAAAGCCAGCCCACUCAUUCCAGAUGGCUGCUCCAUCAACCAAGUCCACCUCCUGUAUCGCCACGGUGCUCGGUACCCUACUGGCGGUGCUGCCCCUGCGACAUUCGCUUCUAAACUUGCCAAUGCCACCAAGGGAGCCGGGUUCCAGGUCUCCGGCGACCUGGCUUUCCUGGCCGACUGGAGCUACAAACUGGGUGCUGAACUCUUGACUCCUUUUGGACGAAGCCAAAACUUCCUCCUCGGAUUGUCAUACCGACAGUUGUAUGGCGAAUUGCUCAACAACUUCACUGCUCAAGGAGCUCUCCCUGUCUUCCGCACCGAGUCUCAGGACCGCAUGGUCAAGACGGCCGAGAACUUUGCCGCUGGUUUCUUUGGAGUGCCCGAGUAUGUAGACCAGGUCAACAUUGAGAUCCUGGUCGAAACCCCAGGGGUCAACAACUCGGGAGCCCCCUAUGAGAUCUGCAACAACUCCAACAUUGCCAGUCGAGGAAGCAUCGGCAGUACUCUCGCAACCAAAUUCGCCAACAACGCUUUCAAUGCCACCCUGGCCCGUCUGAACUCUCAGGUCUCAGGCAAUCUGACCCUGACUCCCACCGAUGCUAUCGCCAUGCUUCAGCUCUGCUCGUACGAGACUGACGCUCUGGGAUAUUCGGCCUUCUGCCCACUUUUUACGUUGGAGGACUUUGAGAACUACGAAUACUACUAUGAUUUGAUGUUCUACUACAACAACGGCCCCGGCUCUCCGGUUGCUGCUGCUCAGGGUAAGGGCUACCUCGCCGAGUUUGUCUCUCGAUUCACCCACACCUAUCCCGCCGCGCUCUCUGCUCUCAACGAGACAUUCGACAACAACCCGACGGAUUUCCCUCUGAAUCAAUCCAUCUACGCCGACGCGACCCACGAGGUGGUUGUCCUCGACACCCUCACUGCCUUCAACCUUACGGCGCUGUUCAAGGGACCUCCUUUGAGCGGUAGCGGCAACCAGGGGCAGAACAACUUUGUUGCUAGCAAGCUCGUCCCCUUUGCCACUCACUUUACUGCCCAAGUGCUCGAGUGCCCCGCCAUGACCCCCACCAAACAGAUUCGGUUCAUCGUCAACGACGCCGUCAUUCCCGUCUCCGACUCGCACCCGGGGUGCCCUGUCGACCCCAACGGUCUAUGCCCCUUUGACAACAUGGUCAAGGUGCUCCAGCAGCGCCUCAACGAGAUCGACUUCAACUACGACUGCUUUGCCAACUACACGGCCUCGGCAGGUGUCAACUACAACGGCCGAGCGCCCCAUGGUGCCACGUCAUAG
Molecule: messenger RNA, 1665 nt
Organism: Fonsecaea nubica
Lineage: Eukaryota; Fungi; Ascomycota; Eurotiomycetes; Chaetothyriales; Herpotrichiellaceae
Exons: 5
Coding region: 1-1665 (554 amino acids)
Molecular function (GO): acid phosphatase activity
Source: RefSeq, a predicted model, not a curated record